This is a messenger RNA of Nematolebias whitei (Rio pearlfish), 2933 nucleotides long. RefSeq names its product caveolae associated protein 1b (gene cavin1b). Gene Ontology annotation, biological process: transcription initiation at RNA polymerase I promoter; termination of RNA polymerase I transcription. The transcript has 2 exons. Gene Ontology annotation, molecular function: rRNA primary transcript binding. Lineage: Eukaryota; Metazoa; Chordata; Actinopteri; Cyprinodontiformes; Rivulidae. Bases 277 to 1665 code for a protein of 462 amino acids. The record is from RefSeq and is a predicted model, not a curated record. Gene Ontology annotation, cellular component: cytoplasm; caveola.
AAAAUACCCUGUAGGCUGUGACUUCACACUGGGGUUUUCUGCCUGCUCUGGCAUUCAAACACAUAGGUGGUGGUCUCUAUCACUGCUGGUUUCCCCUUACAAACUGGUCUGCCUCCAGGAACUACAGACAGGGAAGAAGAACAGUGGCUGCAUGCCAUAAAGAAACAUAUGAGUUGGUACAGAUAGGAAGGGUAAAGAGCAGAAAUCAAGAGAAGAAGAAGACGACGAAGAAGAAAAUAAUCUAGAAGUUAAAAAAGUUGUUCCAAAUCAAUCAGAAUGGCAGCCGUGGAAGAACUGGAUCCCUCAAGUGCCCAGCUGGGACUUCAAGCUCUGACUGAAAUCUCAGAUGACGAGGUCAACCUCCCACCCUCAGAUGAUGAAGACAAUGUCCUUGCUGCAGCUAAGAAAGACCAAUCCUCUGAGGGGGACACCAAUGAGGACAAGGACGAAGCAGGGAAGCUGGACCCGCUGGCAAAUGGGGCCACGAUUUUGUCUUUGCUUGACAAGAUCAUUGGGGCGGUGGACCAGAUCCAGCAAACCCAAAGCGGGCUCGAGACCAGGCAGCAGGAGAUGGAGCGUUCAGUGACCAGCAUCCAAGGCGAGCUGACCAAACUAACCAAGAGCCACAGCACCACGUCCAACAGUGUCAACAAAAUGAUGGAGAAGGUGCGCAAGGUGAGCGUCAACGUCAAGACUGUCCAGGCCACGCUGGAAAAGCAAGGGGGCCAGAUCAAGAAACUGGAGAGCAACGAGGCGGAGCUGCUCAAGAGACGCAACUUUAAAGUCAUGGUCUACCAGGAUGAAGUUAAGGUCCCCUCCAAACUCAGCAUCUCUAAAUCCAUGAAGGUCUCUGAGUCUGUGUCAGGAAGCAGAGGAGGUAGUCUUUUGGAGCUUAAAGAAGCUGUGGAAGAUCAUGGGGAGGAAGAAAAAGAGGAUGAAAAGGAAGACAAACCCCAUGUAGACCUCUCAUCAGAUGAGGACGUGGAGAUCGAGACCAUUGAAGAGACCCGUGCUGAACGCAUGAAGCGCAGCAGCUUGCAACGCAUGCAAAACCUCAAGACAGUGUUUUCAAAGGAGAAGAUGGACAGGACCAGAGCAAAGACAAAAGAGAAUCUGGAGAAGACCAAACAAAAAACCAAGGAGAACAUUGAGAAGACAAGGCAGAAAACAAAGGAGAACCUGGAGAAGACCAGACAAAAAACCAAAGAGAACAUAGAGAAAACUAAACAGAAGACAAAAGAAAAUCUGGAGAAGACUCGCCACAACAUUGAGAAGAAAAUGGGAAAACUCGGAACACGCAUGAGCGUGAAUCCUGAGCGCAAACAGAAGAUGAAGACAUCCAGUGACAAGGUGAAGAAGGCCUUCACACCAGACCAUGUUGUUUAUGCCCGUUCAAAGACUGCCAUGUACAAGGUGCCCCCUUUCACCUUCCACGUUAAAAAGAUCCGUGAGGGCGCUGUGGAGGUGGUCCAAGGUACCGAGAUGGUGGAGGUGUCCAGGGAUGUGGAGCUCGUCAGUGGGGAGGAUGUGGAGGUCGACAACGCUGAAGUGGAGGUUGAGCUGGAGAUGAUGAAUGGAGGUGGGGAUGACGAGGAGGCUGAGGCAGAGGAUGAAGAUGAGGAAGACAGCCACGAUGCUUUGCGAGAGAAUGAGGAAAGCGACUAAGAAGCAAGAAACUCUGCUAACAUACCACAAAACCCUUUGAAGCCACACUGAGAUUCAGGUUUUGUGUAGGCGUUGUUAAACCUAAAAAAAAAUUGCUUCCAAACUUUCCACAGAACCACAAUUCAAAAUGACUGAACUAUAAUUUUAGGGUGCUUCACUCCAGUCAAGCCUACUUUUAGUACACGGUUACUUAAUUAGCUGUUCUUCUUAGUUUUUCCAGUGGUGUGUGCGCUGAUGACCAACUAACACAGUAGACUGUCCCCCAGACCAGCAGCUAACAGGAGCAGACGGAGGCUUGCAUCUAUUCAUAGACUUGUUUUUAUUAUAUGAAUCUUAAGUUAAAACCAAGAAAAGUAAGAGCUAAGGUGGGGUUCAUAUCAGUAUUUUCAUUUUUUCUACAAAGUACAAAUUCUAUGCUAAAGAAUCAUAAUUUCAUAAUUUAAAACAUAUUAAAGGUUCUCAUUGCAAACUGUAACAUUAAGUAUAUAAAGCUUAUCGAACACAAAUCUAAAGUGCAGGUCAGCCCUUAAUGUAAAAAAAGCCCUCGAUUAAAUCUUCCGAAAACUAAGUGGAAGCUUGACUCAAAGGACUGGCCUACAUUAGACUGGCCAUAUACAACAAAUAUGACAGAAUAAGAGAAACGUAGAAUCUUGAAGACAUUUAGGUGGACAUAUGAAUGCAACAGAAAAGAGAAUGCACAAGACAGCUGUCACAAUAAAUAUGAAGGAUGAAGCAGGGCCGUGGAGCGCCCCAUCACGACAGAGCUACACAUUCAAACCACACAGCUUUUGCAGAACUUCUACCACUGUAAGUUUACAAGUUCAAAGUUUUUUCACCUCUAGUCCAAUGCUUGAAAUUUUUAUAAACCAAACCUUAUCUCAACUUAGUGGUAUGAUAUAAGAUCUACUUUACAAAUCUGAGUGUAAAUGUGUGCCAAUACAUCAGAACUGUUGGACUUCUCAAGCCCAGAUGUCUCCACCAUGGACAUUGCCACAGUUUCAGUUACUUGGGCUGUUUUCGAUGGAGAUGAUUCUGUUUAUUGGUCUUCUUUACAUUGCAAUGAGUACCUUUAAGCCCGUAUAAAAAGUUUGCAGCAGUUUCUUGAAGUUGAUGGAUAUAAAGAAAGAGAGAAUAUAUUCAGAGGGUGUGAAUUGGAGGCAGUAUGGCGGCGCAGACGUAGAAGAAGUUCGCAGGAUCACCUCCUGGCCUUUCUGGUUGGAGUUUGUAUGUUCUCUCCAUGAGUUUCCUCUGGGUACUUGGGUUUCCUC